This is a messenger RNA of Saccoglossus kowalevskii, 4667 nucleotides long. RefSeq names its product guanylate cyclase. The record is from RefSeq and is a predicted model, not a curated record. Gene Ontology annotation, molecular function: guanylate cyclase activity; protein kinase activity; ATP binding. Lineage: Eukaryota; Metazoa; Hemichordata; Enteropneusta; Harrimaniidae. Gene Ontology annotation, cellular component: plasma membrane. Gene Ontology annotation, biological process: intracellular signal transduction; protein phosphorylation; receptor guanylyl cyclase signaling pathway.
AUGGAAACAGACUGGCCAACGGGAUUUCUUAUUUUCUCGUUGUUGCUAGCUAUUAUUCAUUUGGGAUCUACUCAGACGACAUUAGUUACUGGCGCAACUACAUAUGACCCAACAGUUUUGCCAACGACAAUACCAGACGAAAACGCUACCACACCUGAGCCCAAAACUAAACUAACAAUUGGACUACUCAGCAAUUUAUUUGGAGAAAACACUGGAACUAUUUUCGUCGCGGGUGGGAUUAGCUAUGCGGUCGCAGAGAUUAACGAUGAUCCAGAUAUCCUACCUGAUUAUGAACUUGAAAUAGUAAGACAAAAUGCCGGGUGGACAAAAUUAACGUUUAACCCAUUUUCAUUCGAAACUGGAAUAAAUGAACUGUCCAGUAUUAAAGGUCUUACUACACUUGGCGAGAACCACGUUAAUGUUGUCAUCGGCCCUGACGAGUUCUGCACCACCGAGGCAAGAAUCGCAGCAGCAUGGGACAUGCCAAUGAUAUCUUACGCAUGUUCAGCGAGUGCGGUCAGCGACAAAGAACUGUAUCCAACAUUUUCAAGAACGUACCCAACAGACGCUCUUUACGCCAGCUCCAUAUUAUCAGUGUUGCAAGAAUUCAACUGGGAUUCCGUAACUAUCGUGAACGGACUCGAUGCUCCAUGGACUAGUACCGCUAAUCGACUACUUGAAAUACUGCCGGCAAAUAAUAUCACUAUAGAGUCGCAGCGUACUUUUGAAGCAGAUUACAUACCGUUGUAUUUCAAAGAAGAGGAGCCCCGCUUAUUUGAUCCAAUUAUCGAAGAGACUUACCAAACCACUCGAAUUUAUAUACUUCUAUGUCAUCAGUACGCCAGACUGGCAUUCAUGGGCGGGUUAGAAACGAUGGGUCUGCUGACGAACGGCGAGUAUAUGGUUAUAACAGUCGACACAGAGGAAUAUACCGUGAAUCCAGAUAAGCCUUAUCUUUAUCGAGAUGAUAUUUACGAAAACUACCCAUCUCCUUUGAGAACCCGAAGUGCCCGAUCUCUGUUGAUACUGGCGCCCAGACCACCUGCAGAUCCAGAAGGCUACGCCGAUUUUGUUGAAAAGUGCAAAGAAUAUCGUCAAAAUCCACCUUUUGGUUUCAACGCACCAAAUGCUAUGGUUGCCCCAGAGUCGGCGUAUCUUUACAGUGCAGUAUGGGUGUACGCACGUGCUUUGCAACAGGUUCUCGAUGAAGGCGGUUCUAUAGUUGACGGGGAAGCUAUUAUUCAGAAAACGCUUGGAAUGGUAUACAGAAGCCCAACAGGAAUCAUUUCAAAGAUCGACCAGCAUGGAGACGUCGGGGCUAAUCUGACGCUACUCAGUUUACAAGAAGCGAAUUACACACCGGGGUACGACUUCCGACCUGUGGCAGUUUUUAACCUAGAUGACGAACACAUCGGUGCCAACGAUACAACUGACCAGCUGUUGUAUGUUAAAUACGGGAACUACACAAUACAAUGGAUUGCUGGUUUCCCACCGAGAGCUGUACCGAUUUGUGGGUUCCGUGGGGAAUUAUGUCCCACAAUACCAAACUACACACCAGAGAUUGCAGGGGGCACGAUUGGUGGUCUCUUCCUAAUACUACUUAUCGUGUUGGGUCUUGUGUACAGGAAUUGGAAGUACGAGCAGGCCUUAGCUAGUCUAAUAUGGAAGAUAGACUACAGAGAAAUUAAGAUGAAGGACUCGAUAAACGCGUCUCAAUUUAACAUUGGCAGUAGGAUGAGCAUGAGAUCGAUAGAUUCUGGUGGAUCUGGAGGCAGGAUGCAAGCACAGAUUUUUACAUUGGUAGGGACUUACCGAGGCCAAGUGGUGGCCAUACAGAAAAUAAACAAAAAGAGCGUGGACCUAACACGAAAUCUUCGAAAGGAAUUCAAGGCUCUUCGGGAUUUGAAGCACGACAACAUCAAUCCAUUCGUUGGCGCAUGCGUUGACCCUCCUAAUAUCGCUAUUGUGUCAGAGUACUGUAGCAGGGGCAGUCUGCAGGAUAUUUUGGAGAAUGACGAAAUCAAUCUUGACAAUAUGUUUAGGGCUGCGCUGGUCGGAGACAUUUUGAAGGGUAUGAUCUACAUACAUAACAGCAGCUUCAAAUCGCAUGGAAACCUGAAGUCAUCGAACUGUGUAGUUGACAGCAGAUGGGUGCUGAAGAUUACCGGGUUUGGUCUGACCAAUUUGAAAGAAGGGGCGAAAAAGGAUAUAAAUGAAAUAGGCGAACACGCCUUCUACCAAAAUAUGUUAUGGACCGCACCCGAGCUUUUGAGAAUGUCCAACCCACCGCUGGCUGGAACCCAAAAGGGAGAUAUAUACUCGUUCGGUAUUAUUUUGUAUGAAAUAGCUCUGAGGAAUGGACCGUAUGGACAAUCUAUUUACACACCGUACGAAAUUGUUGAAAGACUGAAAAAUCCGCCCGACCCAUUAAGACCAAUCCGUCCACUCGUAUCCUCCCUGCAUGAGGUGGACACACCGGAAUACUACACAGCUGCACUGCAGACUUGCUGGAAUGAAUCCCCGGAGGCGCGGCCUGAUUUCAAAGAAGUGCGAGUUAAGCUGAAGGAGAUGCAGAAGGGAAUGAAAUCCAACAUAUUUGAUAAUAUGAUAAAAAUAAUGGAAAAGUAUGCGAACAACUUGGAAUCUAUUGUCGAAGAAAGAACAGGACUUCUGAUAGAAGAGAAAAAGAAGACCGACCAGUUACUUAAUAGCAUGCUCCCCAAGUCUGUUGCGAACACGUUGAAGAGAGGUGCAAAGGUGGACGCCGAAGCGUUCGAAGGCGUAACUAUAUAUUUCAGUGACAUCGUAGGAUUCACUAAGCUGUCUUCCGAGAGUACCCCGUGGCAGGUGAUUGAUCUUCUUAAUGAUCUGUACACGGUGUUCGAUUCUACAAUAAAGAACUAUGACGCAUACAAAGUGGAGACCAUAGGAGAUGCGUACAUGUUAGUAUCAGGAUUACCUAUACGUAAUGGGGACAGACACGCUGCGGAAAUUGCAUCUGCGUCAAUCCAUCUGUUAGAAGAAAUUAACAGAUUCGAGAUCCGACACAAGCCAGGUGAACAACUGAGACUGCGAAUCGGAAUCCAUUCAGGUCCAGUUUGCGCCGGUGUGGUAGGAUUAACCAUGCCAAGAUAUUGCUUAUUUGGAGAUACAGUAAAUACAGCAUCUCGAAUGGAAUCAAAUGGGCAACCUCAACGUAUCCACUGCAGUCCGACUUGUCGCGCACUUCUCGUUAAGAUUGGCGGGUAUGACAUUGAAGAACGUGGUUUGGUGGCUAUGAAAGGGAAGGGAGAGGUUCUCACCUACUGGAUUAAUGGACAAGACCCUUCUUAUAAGAGAGAGUCAGUCGUGUCAGCACCCGACAUUCAACCAGAAUCCGUGAAAAAUGAACCAGCGUUUGAGAUCAAGGCUAAAGACACUUCGGCAGAGGAAAAUGUGGGUGUGGGUGAAACGAUUGAGCUUAAGCAUGAACCAAUUGUUACGGUAGACGGCACUGGAAAGACACAUGAACCACAAAAAGCAUGGGGCACUGCAAAGCCUUCUCCAAUGCCUUCAAUUGAAGAACCGACAUCGGAAACACAGAUAAGUCUUCCAUCAACUGAGGUGCCGCCGAAUACCCCAGAGCAAACAGGCAAUAGUGAGACGGGUAAUGGCAAAGCCAAGGUGGAUGACGUCGACGAGACUAAACAGAAACACAAGAAGAAAAAGAAAAAGAAAAAGAAGAAGAAGAGUAAAGACAAAGAUAAAGAUAAUAAAGACAAGGAUGUUGAUAGUGAUGACGUAUUAGAAUUAGAAGAACAUCGACGGAUAAGCACCGACAGUAGAACAGCGUUAUUGGACGGGAAGAAAGAUGCUGUAGCGAACGGUCAAAGCCAAAAAGUUUCAACAACAAGCGACCAGAUUCCCCUUAUUGAUAUAAUCGCUCCAGGUUCCACCGUGUCGCAAACCGUACAAGAAACGGAUCCCGAUAGGACAAAGCAAAAGGACAGUUUGACAGACUCGGGGAUGCUGACUGGAAGCCCCAACCUCGCCAAUUCAAAUGACGCAGGUGUCAGCUAACGAAGUAUCGCUGGGUGAUACCAGUCAUGAUCUGUUUGUUGGGUAGAACAUUACUCAUGGCAUUCAAUCAACUUAUUAAUCGACCAAAGAAACCGAGGGAAACACUGUGUUUAUUCAAGUACAGCAGAUCAUCCAAUCAAUUAAUGUGCAUACUUACAAUAUUUCCGUCCAUGGUGCUGGAUUCGUUUGAACAGACAUGGAUUGUAUUUAGACGGACUUUGUAAAUAAGUGUAAAUAGAAGAGUUUUAUGCCGCAUCUUUAACUACGCAUUUUAGUUGAACUGAACGGAGCAGCCUCGAGGGAACAUUACCUACGUCGAUCGCGGUCUAUAUACAGUCAGAUUGGAUCGAAUCACUCCCAGAUUAACUUUGAACUUCAUAGUUCACACCACCUUAUCACAUACUAACCCAUCACCAUAUAUACCAAUUACCCGUUCACGCCCCCCCCCCCCAUAGCAAAUGCAAUACAGCAAAAAGUCAACGCAAUCUUGCCAAACUCUAUGCUUUUUUAUUACAAUUAUUCGGUUCACACGGAAUAAUAAUUGACAUAUUUUCACUUGGCACGUGUGAUUGGCAUUGCACAACAAUCUUAAACGGCACAAUAUAUGA